This is a messenger RNA of Loa loa (African eye worm), 1662 nucleotides long. RefSeq lists its product as hypothetical. The transcript is spliced from 9 exons. Lineage: Eukaryota; Metazoa; Nematoda; Chromadorea; Rhabditida; Onchocercidae. The record is from RefSeq and is a predicted model, not a curated record. Bases 82 to 1584 code for a protein of 500 amino acids.
GUUUGCAGUUUCAUUCCAGUAUGAUCAGUCAUUUUAGUUCAAAAGUCGUAUGCUCCAAUUCCGCUUCGAGUGCUGAAAGAAAUGAUGACAAAAACGAAAACUGAGACAACCGUUGGAUCUUUUGGGAUAGAAAGUAAAAAAUGUGAGGAUGAAAGACAUCGUAAUAAACAAGGCUUAGGAUGGAUUAUAACGAGUUUUUUUGUCGUCGGUGAUUUAGCCGGUGGUGGAAUUGUCGCCUUACCAGCAGCUAUUGUGCAAACAAAUUUUUGGCCCGGAUUAAUAAUGAACACUGUGAUGGCUUUAGCAAUGACAUACACAGCGCACAUGUUGGGUCUUAAUUGGGCUAUCCUGCAGCGCAGAUGGCCAGAAUAUCGGGAACACUGUCGUAAACCGUAUCCUGAAAUGGGUGCACGCGCAAUGGGUAACACUGUAAAGCAUAUAGUAUCGGUGUGUAUUGACGUAACACAGUUUGGUAUCGCUGUUGUGUACCUGUUGUUAUCAGCAAAAAAUAUAAGCGAUUUUAUCGAUGCCUUCUUCAAAAUUGAAAUAUCAUUUUGUUAUGUAUUGUUAGCAGUUGGUAUUUGCCUCCUACCGAUUACAUUCCUGAAGUCGCCACAAGAUUUUUGGUGGGCUAUAAUACUGGCAAUGAUUACAACAGCGCUUGCUCUAAUAAUGGUUAUGAUUGGCGCAGUGAUGGAUUAUUCCACUUGUGCUCCGGAAAGGGCCAUUAACAAGAAUAUCGUACCGUCGAACUAUUUUCUUGCUCUUGGAACCAUUUUAUUUUCCUAUGGUGGACAUGCCGCAUUUCCAACGAUUCUUCAUGACAUGCGGAAACCGUAUCACUUUACACGGUCAUCCGUUAUGGCAUUCGUUAUUGUGUAUAUGCUUUACACACCGGUCUGUAUUCUGGCUUAUAUGACGUAUGGGAAUUCCUUACGUGAAUCCAUUCUUAAUUCUGUUCAAAAUACAGCCUUACAACAGGGCGCUAAUAUUUUGAUUACUCUUCAUUGUAUACUUACACUCACUAUUGUGUUCAACCCUCUCAAUCAGGAAGCUGAGGAAAUGUUUGGCGUCCCACAUCAUUUUUGUUGGCAAAGAGUACUGGUUCGAACAGGAAUGAUGCUGACAGUGGUUUUCGUUGCAGAAAGCUUACCUGUAUUUGGACCAGUGCUAGGUUUAGUGGGUAGUUCAACCUUAACCCUCACUUCACUUAUUUUUCCAUGCUUAUUCUACCUGUACUUGACAGUUGGUGAUGAAAUUUCUGAAGAAAAGGGAAAGAAAAAGCCAGAUGAGAUACCUUCUUUUGCUGAAGUGCUGUUACGAUCACCCAGACGACGUUUGAUCAUCUGCUCAUUAAUUAUUGUUAGUGGAUUGAUUGGUGGUAUUUUGGCAACCUAUACAUCACUCAAGGAAAUGGCAACAACGAGAUUCACUGAGCCAUGUUACAUCCAACCGUUUUUACCAUCUACGGAUUCGAAACCUCCCGAGGGUUAUCUGAAUUGUUGUGGAGCGUGGCAAAAUAUUUCACGAUUAGGGGACGAUGCCGAUUGCAAUCCGUAUCUGGACUUCUAUAAUGAGAAAUAGAUGAACGAAUAUCCAUCAAAUUUGCUUUUAUUCUUGAAGCAUUCCGGAAAAAAAAUCGAAAAAAUUUAACUAUUCGAC